Messenger RNA from Trichosporon asahii var. asahii CBS 2479, 771 nucleotides. RefSeq lists its product as uncharacterized. Lineage: Eukaryota; Fungi; Basidiomycota; Tremellomycetes; Trichosporonales; Trichosporonaceae. Bases 1 to 771 code for a protein of 256 amino acids. The transcript is spliced from 4 exons. The record is from RefSeq and is a predicted model, not a curated record.
AUGCCCGCGACGCCGCCGCCGCCAUCCCCAGAAGUCAUAGAGGUGCCAGACAGCUCGCCGGAGGAACCGGCCGCUAAGCGCCGGCGGGCGAUCCUGGCCGCGCUCAGCGGCGACGACACGAGGAAGCGCAAGUCUACCGACCUGGACUCGAAACAAGAGACCGUACCGGACACGUCAACUGACGUGAAGCGGCGUAGGGAAGGUUCCAUGACGCGAUCUCGCGAGACGGAGCGCAUGCUGAAUAGUCUGGGCAAACAGUCCAACCCGAUCACGCACAGCGAGGCGUUCGCGCGUACUCGGCACGUUCACUCAUGCUCGACGGGACACCAGCAGCGCGGCGGCGACAGGGGGUUCUACACGCAGGCGCGGGCUAUUGGACUGGCCGAAGCCGCUCGCCAGAACGGUGGUCGCGAGAUGACGUACUGGGACGUGCGGACCAAGAAUGUCGAGGACGCGGCGAGGACAAAGCUAACGGACAGGAGACUGACAUUUUUGGUGAGCUAUUCUUUCGGCGAACUGGAGCUGACAGCAGCCGGCUGCCUGAUUGCCAUUAACGGCCCGACUGGUCCUCGAGCGUCCAACCUGCAGGUGCAGAAUAUGAUCACGGCCAAUGGCGGCCGAUACGUUCCGCACCAGACGUCGCGAUGCACGCAUGUCGUCGCUGAGCGCCUGUCGGGCACCAAGUCACAGAAGUACAUCAAUGGACAGGGAAGUCGUGGUGCUGCCCAGCGUACGCGCGCCGUCAAGGUUGACUGGGAAGAGGCUGAGUGA